Molecule: messenger RNA, 1609 nt
Organism: Drosophila santomea
Lineage: Eukaryota; Metazoa; Arthropoda; Insecta; Diptera; Drosophilidae
Gene: Snx21
Product: sorting nexin-21
Exons: 4
Coding region: 195-1184 (329 amino acids)
Biological process (GO): protein transport
Cellular component (GO): early endosome membrane
Molecular function (GO): phosphatidylinositol phosphate binding
Source: RefSeq, a predicted model, not a curated record
AAUUCACACGCACAAAACAAAGACCUCCGUCCCACUUGCAAUGUUUUUGUUUGGGGCGGAAUUAGUCACUGUAAAUUGACUGAACUAUGCCAACCGCAUAAUCCGCCGUAAACCAGACGCGAAUUGCAAGUGCCCAGCUGCGGAUCGAAAACAGCAGUCCAGCGAGAAAUCACAAAGAGAUUCAUAGAACCCAUAUGCCCAGUGAGCAAAUUCACGCCGUGAUGGCCAAGCGCCCGCCACACCAGCCUUCCUUCGAUGGGGAGCCACCCGGUCCGGAUGAGCUGGACAGCCCAGCCAUCGAGGCGGCGGCCCUCGACAUUCCCCCUCCCGAAUCAGAUAAGGCGCUCCAAAAAGGUGUCUGGGAGCGACCCACUACUGCGGAGUAUAAGCCGACCACUGAUGGGAGCACCGUGCUCCGCUUUGACAUCUUGCUGGCCCACAUAAUGCCUCCCGAUGGCGAGGAUGUGAAGAUCAAGCGGUUCGUGGUCUAUGAGCUCACUGUGAAGCAGGAUGGCGCCACGGAGGACACUCAGCCGGCAAAGAUUGAACGCCGCUACACCGACUUUCGGGAGCUUUAUCUGGGCCUUAAGCGGCAGCAUCCGGCCGAAAUGGCCAACAAGUACUUUCCAGCCAAGGUACUGAUGGGCAACUUUAAGUCCGAGCUGAUUGGCGAACGGAGUGCGGCCUUUGAGGCGUUCCUAACGUAUGUGGCAAGCCAGGCGAAACUCAGGGACUCGGAGGACUUCCUGCGCUUCCUGCAGCACGACGAACUGACCAGGGCGUGCCAGUUUCUGGAUGAGCGGCGUAACGAGAUGGCCAUACCCAUUCUGGAGAACUGUUUUCGCUUGCUGAACAAGAUAUACAUGAAUCGAUCAAGACCGGUGCUUUUAAUACUCUGCCGUCUAGUGGCUGCCUGCACCUCAUCCCCAGUGCCUCAUCACGCGGCCGAGAGGUGGGCCCUCUUGGCACUGAGUCGCUUCGAGACGUUGUGCGACAUAGAUCUGCUGCCGCUGUACAUUCCCCUGCUCCACACCUGCGCCCACCUGUGGUGGCAGCGCGGCCAGGACCAAAAGCCGAUCACCGAUCGACUGACUGACAUGUCCAAGCAGGGCAUCAACACAGCGAACAUCGAGAGCCUCAUGCAGGCUAUUCACAAGAUCGAUCCUCGCACUGAAACAAUUUGAAUCGCGAAUCUCCGCUCUAAUUUUCAUCCAUUAGUUUAAUGUUUUGUUCUGUAGUCCUUAGCUGUCAGGCGGAAAGUGCAAUUAGAUAAUGUGUGCAAUUAGUUUUAAGGUGAAAGGAGUAUUUAUCAACCUUUAAGGUAGCGGUCAUAUUUACCAACGCUGUCCUCCACCAAUGUAGUCCGUUUUCGCGAACAGUGUGUCACAAAGGCCCAGCCAAAUUUAGCCAACAAUUUUGAAAAACAUGUACGUUUCUUCGUUUGAAUGUUUAAUUCGUUUUUUUUAAACCUGUGAUUUUCAAAUUAAAAUGUUAGAUAUUUAGAACAUAAUCGAUGAUUUUCCAAUAAUUAAACUAAAAUUGGUUCUUGUCUACGUACAUAGAUAGCUUACAUUAAUAUUGCGACUAAUAUAUAAUCCGAAACAAGAAA